Molecule: messenger RNA, 2331 nt
Organism: Lolium rigidum
Lineage: Eukaryota; Viridiplantae; Streptophyta; Magnoliopsida; Poales; Poaceae
Product: pre-mRNA-splicing factor SYF1-like
Exons: 1
Coding region: 1-2331 (776 amino acids)
Biological process (GO): mRNA splicing, via spliceosome; generation of catalytic spliceosome for first transesterification step
Cellular component (GO): post-mRNA release spliceosomal complex; U2-type catalytic step 2 spliceosome; Prp19 complex
Molecular function (GO): protein binding
Source: RefSeq, a predicted model, not a curated record
AUGGAGAUCGAGGUCUCGGCGGACGACGUCGCGUACGAGGAGGACGUCUUGCGAGACCCGUUCAGGCUGUCCGGCUGGCUGCGGUACCUAUCUUCUCUCCGCGCGGCGCCGCCGGCGAAGCGCUCUGCCAUCUACGAGCGCUCGCUUCGUGCACUCCCGGGCUCGUACAAGCUCUGGCACGCCUACCUCACGGAGCUCGCCGACGCCGCGCGCGCGCUUCCCGUGACCCACCGCGCCCACGCCGAGGCCAACGCCGCCUUCGAGCGCGCGCUCGCCGCCGGCAUGGCACGGAUGCCGCGCGUCUGGCACAUGUACGCCUCAUCGCUCCUCGACCAGCGCCUCCUCACCCGCGCCCGCCGGGCACUCGACCGGGCGCUGCGCUCGCUCCCCGUCACGCAGCACCACCGCGUGUGGCCGCUCCUCCUCCGUCUCGCCUCCCUACAAGGCUGCCCGGCCGAAACCGCCCUCGCCGUCCACCGCCGCCACCUCCAGUUCGAUCCUGGGCACGCCGAGGAUCUCGUCGCGUUCCUCGUCUCCGCCGGCAGAUGGCGCGACGCCGCCGAGCACCUCGCCGCGGCCAUUAACGACGAUGGCUUCGUGUCCGUCAAGGGCACGACGAAGCGCCAGCUGCUUCUUGACCUCUGUGGCCUACUCGCCCAGCACCCGGAGGAGGUCGCCGGGAUGCCGGUGGACGCCAUCCUCCGCGGCGGCAUCCGCGCGUUCUUCCGCGACGAGGCCGGUGCGCUGUGGACGUGUCUGGCUGGCCACUACGCGCGGACGGGGCUCCACGGCAAGGCGAGGGACGUGUUCGAGGAGGGCGCUACCACGGCGACCAACGUCAAGGACUUCCAGAUGGUGUUCGACGCCUACCUGCACUUCGAGCACGCCUUGGCCGCCGCGGAACUCGGCCAAGCGGAGACCGUUGACAUCCAGAGCUUCUGGCUGUCGGACCGAGACAGCACGGACUUGACGAUGGCGAGGCUGGAGCGGCUGCUGGAGCGCCGGCCGGAGCUGCUCAACGGCGUGCUGCUGAGGCAGAACCCGCACGACGUCCAGGCAUGGCACGAGCGGGCCAAGAUCUUCGACAAGGAUCCCGCGAGACACGCCGCGACUUACGUGGAGGCUGUCAGGACCGUCGAUCCGGCGAAGGCCACCGGGAAGCCGCCGCACACGCUCUGGCUAGCGCUGGCCAAGAUGUGCGAGGACCGCGGCCGCGUCGAGUGCGCCCGAGACGUCUUCCAGAGGGCCACACAGGCGAACUUCACGGCCCCGGACCACCUCGCCGCGGUCUACUGCGAAUGGGCAAAUAUGGAGCUGAGGCAGCAGAAUCCCGAGCGUGUCAUCGACCUCAUCCGGCAAGCGACGUCGGAGCCAUCGGCCGAGGUCAGGAGGCGCGCCGCUGCCGCCGUGAGCGGCGAGCCCGUCCAAAUGAAACUGCACCGAUCUCUGAAGCUGUGGAUCAUGUACCUGGACCUGACGAAGACACACGGAUCGCUCGAUUCCACCUGCGCCGUCUACGACAGGAUGCACGAUCUCGGCCUCGCCACGCCGCUGCUGGUGCUGGACCAUGCCACCUUUCUGGAAGAUCACCAGAGGUUCGAGGACGCGUUCCAGGUCUACGAGCGCGGCGUCAAGUCGUUCAGGCACCCCCACGACGAGGCCAUCUGGGAAGCGUACCUGACCAAGUUCGUGCAGAGGCACGGGAGGAGCAGGCCGGAGAGGGUGAGGGACCUGUUCGAGGGCGCCGUCCUGCAGGCGCCGCCGGAGAGGAAGAAGGCACUGUACCUUAAGUACGCAAGAUUCGAGGAGGAAUUCGGACUCGCCGGCCGCGCGAUGAAGGUGUACGAGGAUGCCGCGAGCGCCGUCCCGGCCGGCGACAGGCUCGGCGUCUACGAGGUGUACGUCGCCCGGGCCACGGAGCUCUACGGCGUUCUGAAGGCGAGGGACGUGUACUGCCAGGCGAUAAGCGGUGGCGGCCUCCCGGACAAGGACGCGACGACGAUGUGCGUCAGGUUCGCCGACCUCGAGAUCGGGCUGGGAGAAGUCGCGCGCGCUCGAGCGUUGUACGUUUACGCGGCGAGCUUCACGGAUCCAGAUGUUCACUGUGAGUUUUGGAAACGGUGGAACGACUUCGAGCUUCUCCACGGCGACGAGAGUACGUUCAGGGAGAUGCUCCUUGUCAAGAGAACUGCCGCUGCUAGCGCCGGCGCCGCCGUGUCGGAGAUGGACGAUUUCCGGGCCGCACCGAAGAGGCUGCUGCGUGCGUGCGCCGGCCAACAACUCAGCGGUGCUAGCAUUGCUCAGCAAUGCAAAAGGACACGUCUGGUGUAA